UCGGCCCGGGCUCCCCACCCCGCCGGCGACACCAUGAGCUCCGGCCAGCAGCAGCCGCCGCCGCAGCGGAGGGUCACCAACGUGGGGUCCAUGCUGCUCACCCCGCAGGAGAACGAGUCCCUCUUCACCUUCCUGGGCAAGAAAUGUGUGACUAUGUCUUCAGCAGUGGUGCAGUUAUAUGCCGCGGAUCGGAACUGUAUGUGGUCAAAGAAGUGUAGUGGUGUUGCUUGUCUUGUUAAGGACAAUCCACAGAGAUCUUAUUUUUUAAGAAUAUUUGAUAUCAAGGAUGGGAAACUAUUAUGGGAACAAGAGCUAUACAAUAACUUUGUAUAUAAUAGUCCUAGAGGAUAUUUUCAUACCUUUGCUGGAGAUACUUGUCAAGUUGCUUUUAAUUUUGCCAAUGAAGAAGAAGCAAAAAAAUUCCGAAAAGCAGUCACAGACUUGUUGGGUCGGCGACAAAGGAAAUCUGAGAAAAGACGAGACCCCCCCAAUGGUCCUAGUCUACCAAUGGCAACAGUUGAUAUUAAAAAUCCAGAAAUCACAACAAAUAGAUUUUAUGGUCCACAAGUCAAUAACAUCUCCCAUACCAAAGAAAAGAAAAAAGGAAAAACUAAAAAGAAGAGAUUAACCAAGGCAGAUAUUGGAACACCAAGCAAUUUCCAGCACAUUGGACAUGUUGGUUGGGAUCCAAAUACUGGCUUUGAUCUGAAUAAUUUGGAUCCAGAAUUGAAGAAUCUUUUUGAUAUGUGUGGAAUCUCAGAGGCACAACUUAAGGACAGAGAAACAUCAAAAGUUAUAUAUGACUUCAUUGAAAAAACAGGAGGUGUUGAAGCUGUUAAAAAUGAACUGCGAAGGCAAGCACCACCUCCACCACCACCGUCCAGGGGGGGCCCACCUCCCCCGCCUCCCCCCCCACAUAGCUCAGGGCCCCCCCCUCCUCCUGCCCGGGGGAGAGGCGCCCCUCCUCCACCCCCUUCUCGAGCUCCCACAGCUGCCCCUCCGCCGCCGCCUCCGUCCAGGCCGGGUGUGGGCGUCCCCCCACUGCCGCCAAAUAGGAUGUAUCCUCCUCCACCUCCAGCCCUUCCCUCCUCAGCACCAGCAGGGCCUCCACCCCCGCCACCCUUGUCAAUGCCAGGGUCAGCGGCACCACCCCCUCCGCCCCCGCCCCGCCUCCCCGGGGCCGCCCCGCCUCCCGGCCUCCCCUCUGAUGGUGACCAUCAAGUUCCAGCUCCUGCAGGAAACAAAGCAGCUCUUCUAGAUCAAAUUAGAGAGGGUGCUCAGCUAAAAAAAGUGGAACAGAACAGUCGACCGGUGUCCUGCUCUGGAAGGGAUGCACUUUUAGACCAGAUACGACAGGGUAUUCAGCUGAAAUCUGUAUCUGAUGGCCAAGAAUCUACACCACCGACACCUGCACCCACUUCAGGAAUUGUGGGUGCAUUAAUGGAAGUGAUGCAGAAAAGGAGCAAAGCCAUUCAUUCUUCAGAUGAAGAUGAGGAUGAAGAUGAUGAAGAAGAUUUUGAGGAUGAUGAUGAAUGGGAAGACUGAUCUAUAUAUUAUAUAUAUAUUUUUAAGUCAACAGCUGCACUGUCAAUUUAAAGCCUGGGAAUUCUUCCAAGGAGCACAAGAACAAGCUGAGCACUUUAAAUCCAACUUCCUGAUUUUCCUACUAGUGAGCGAAGGGAGAUUCCAAUUUGGUUGCAUGUACUUCACCCUUAUUGGAAAAGAGGCAGGAAAAUAAAACUUAUGUCUAGUGUUUGUGGUGUUGAGAGAAACAAAAUAAAUGCAAGAAAAGGGCAUUAUGUCCACUUAACUCAGGAAACUAAGCUAUUCAUAAUGUCACAUUUCUGUAGUUGUCUGUAAACAGAGAAUUUUAAUUGCCUCCUUAGAUCAGCUUCUGAGUCUAAAGUGAAACCAUUUUCUUUUUCAGCUAAGGUAGGGGACUAAGGAGGUAGAGAAUGAAAAGAAUUUGUGUUUGUGUUUGUGUUUGCAAGCAGAUUUUUAAGAUCGGUGAUGGGAGAACACUCAGUAACAAGGCUCCAUUUUGAAAGAUGGAAAUGUAGGAAGAAGCUGAUGAUAUAGCAAAUUUGUAUAUUAUGUUUUUGGAACAAGAAUGUAAAUGUAGGCACUCCAACUUUUUCUCAGCUGAAGCUCAGUUUACAACCAGUCCAUUCAACUGAAAAAAUUUUUUUUUAUCUUCUGAGCUGUGGAUAUUUGCUGUGGAUAUUUGCCAAGUGUUGUGAUAUCGUUAACAUUAGUAGUUAA
Molecule: messenger RNA, 2262 nt
Organism: Talpa occidentalis (Iberian mole)
Lineage: Eukaryota; Metazoa; Chordata; Mammalia; Eulipotyphla; Talpidae
Gene: WASL
Product: WASP like actin nucleation promoting factor
Biological process (GO): actin filament organization
Cellular component (GO): nucleus; cytoplasm; endoplasmic reticulum membrane
Molecular function (GO): actin binding; microtubule binding
Source: RefSeq, a predicted model, not a curated record